Cheilinus undulatus (humphead wrasse) is the source of this 3949-nucleotide messenger RNA. Its product is annotated as huntingtin-interacting protein 1-related protein-like. Gene Ontology annotation, biological process: clathrin coat assembly; actin filament organization; endocytosis. The coding region runs from base 1 to 3846 and encodes 1281 amino acids. Gene Ontology annotation, cellular component: clathrin-coated vesicle; actin cortical patch. The transcript has 33 exons. The record is from RefSeq and is a predicted model, not a curated record. NCBI's taxonomy places the organism in Eukaryota, Metazoa, Chordata, Actinopteri, Labriformes, Labridae. Gene Ontology annotation, molecular function: phosphatidylinositol-3,4-bisphosphate binding; phosphatidylinositol-3,5-bisphosphate binding; clathrin-cargo adaptor activity.
AUGAGUAAAAACAAGAAUAAAAGUGAAAACAAGACGGAAAAACAACUGGCUGCGGAAAAAGAGCAGUUUGGUAAACAACAGCUACAAAGCAUCAGCAAGAUCGUCGCCUCUUCUGAAACACCGCCCAAAGAGAAAUAUGUCCGAACCAUCAUCAUGGGAACACAUAAGGAGGCUGGAGCUACGACUUUCUGGUCGUACGCUCUCAACCUGCCUCUGUCCAGUAACUCCAUGGUCAGCUGGAAGUUCUGCUAUCUGCUGCACAAGGUUCUCAGAGAUGGACACAGAAAUUGUGUCAGAGAUUCACACAGGUACUGUCCCAAUGUCAAAGAUUUGGGAAUUCUCUGGGGAAGCUUGCACGAUCGAUAUGGUCACAUUGUCGCCUUGUCAGCCAAAUAUCUCUGCCUAAAAAUGGACUUUCAUGUGAAGCACAAGGUGAUCCCAGGAAACAUGGAGGUCAGUGAUGAGACUUUAGAGAAAGAAGCAGGAACUGACAUGACCAAAGUGUUGGAUAUGACACAGGAGCUGCUGGAUUGCCUGGAUGCAGGGCUGAAGAUGUCCGAGACAGUUCUCCGUCAGCUUGAUGCCAACGGGGCCAAAUCUACAACUCCAGCUGGACAGUGCAGACUGACUCCACUGAUCCCGCUCAUCCUGGACUGCAGCUUCCUCUACCAUUUCUCUGUGCUAUUGAUGUUCAAACUUCACAGCCGCAUUACACCGGAUGCUCUUUUGGGCCAUCGAGAGCGGUUCCGUGAUUUAUUUGCAGGCCUUACACAGUUCUUCAACAGAGCCAGAGAGAUGGAGUUCUUUAAGACCGUCAUUCGGGUCCCUGAUCUCCCUGAUGAGCCGCCAAACUUCCUCCGUGCUGCAUCGUUGGGGGAAUAUAAAAAGGCGGUGGUGGUGAUGCCGAACGAGGACCGCCAAGAUGAAGAGGAGGUGGAGCCACAGCCUGAGAUUAGAGAGACACAACAAAUGCCACAGUACUAUAUGCUGAGCCAAAUGACAACACCUGAAGAGCAGAGAGAAAUAGAGAACGACUGUCUGAAAAGAGAGCUGGAGGUGCUCAAACCAGAGCUGCAGCUCAUCAAGACUGAGGCUCAGAGGGCUGUUACUGAGUUAAAGUCACAGGUGAAUCGUCUGGAGGCCGAGGUGGAGGAGCAGCGCACGCACAAACAGAUGGCUAUGGUGGAAAACGAACACCUGAAGAUGGAAGUAGAGACUCUGCGGUCUGCAAAUGCUGCCAGUGUCGGGGCUCAGAUUGGAUUCAAAGAGGCAGAUACAAGAGCUCAGGCAGCAGAGCUUAGAUUCACUCAACUUAAAGAGAGACACGCAGAGCUGAUCACCAGCCAUGCCGACUUAAUGAAGAAGAAUGCAGACACAGUGAGGUUGCUGUCCAGUACCAAACAAGGCCAAGAUGAUUUGCUGCGAGCCAAACAGCAGCUGGAGAAUGAGCUGGAAAAUCUGCGGCACGAGAAAAGAAACAUGAUGAAUCAGCAGCAGGAGGCUGAACGCCUCAACAAAGAACUUCUUGAGCAAAGAGCAGAGAUGGCUCACCUUCGCAGCGCACUGGACAGUAAAGAGAGGGAGGGAUCUCAGGUGAGCAGCAGCCUGGCAGCUCUGCAGGCCGAGCGGGACGUUUUGCUGCGCUCUGCCAGAGAGAAAGAUGCGGAGCUGUCCUCGCUAAAACAGCAGGCCCAUCAUCAGCAGGGCUCCCUAGACCUGGAAAGAGACCGACUUAACCGGGAGAUCGAGUCUCUGAGGGCUCAGCUGCAGCAGCAGCUCACCAUCAAUGCAGAGCAGAAGUUGGAGAUCGACCGGCUGAGACGAGAGCUGGACUCAGUAAGAGGAGAACUGACAAUUGCAAAAAACACCCUGCAGAGCAAAGAGAUGAGCGGGACCCAGCUGAGCAGUUCACUGGCAGGGCUGCAGGCAGAGAAGGACGUGCUGCUGCGCUCAGUGAGGGAGCAGGAAGCUGAGCUGAGCUCCCUCAGACAGCAGGCUCAGCUCCACCAGAGCUCCCUUGAGCAGGAGAGGCAGAGGAGCAGCAUGGAGCUGGGGAGCCUGCACGCUCAGUUACAGCAACAGGCAUGUCGUGAAGGUGAGCUGGCCCAGAAGCUGCAGGAGGAGCAGUUCUCUCUGCUGCAGUGUGCUGUGGUGGAAGCUGAGGGCAUCAUACUGGACGCUGUGGCCAAACUGGAUGACCCCAUACAUGUCUGCUGCAUCAGCUCACCUGAUUAUUUGGUGAAUCGAGCUGAAAUCACCCUGGGUUCAAUAGACAAAAUGCAGCAGAGCCACAUGCUUUACCUGGGAAACAGGAACGAUGCCAGCGGUUUGUUGAGAGCGGUCACACAGUUCUCCCACCUUGCUGCUGACACGAUUGUUAACGGAGCAGCAACAUCUCACUCUGCUCCAACUGACCAGGCCGACCGUUUAACAGACAGCUGUCGAGAUUGUGCAAACAACUGCCUUCAGUUCUUGAAGGAUAUGAAACUGCAGGCCAGCUUACCGAGAGCUGAUCCAUCUGCUGUGCGCUACACUGUCCAACGCCUUCUUGCUUUGGGUCAGGAUUUGCGUCCCAAAGGACGGGACGUGCGUAAAGAGGAGCUGGGAUCCAUGGUGGAUAAAGAGAUGAUUGCUACAUCGACUGCUAUUGAAGAGGCUGUGCUGCGAAUGGAUGAGAUUCUUCAUCAGGCAAAGAAAGACACCAACGGUGUUAAGCUGGAGGUCAACCAGAGUAUUCUUGGCUCCUGUUCAGACCUGAUGAAGGCCGUUCAUAUGUUGGUGACAGCUGCUACUGACCUUCAGAAAGACAUUGUGGAAGGAGGCAGGGGGGCCGCUUCUGUGACAGAAUUUUACGCCAAAAACUCUCGCUGGACAGAAGGACUUAUCUCCGCCUCCAAAGCUGUGGGCUGGGGCGCCACACAGCUGCUAGACUCUGCUGACCGGUUUGUGGUUGAAAAUGGUACUCAUGAGGAGCUCAUCGCCUGCUCUCAUGAGAUUGCAGCGAGCACAGCGCAGCUGGUCGCCGCCUCAAAGGUGAAGGCUGAUCGCAAUAAUAAGAAGCUGCAAACGCUGCAGCAGGCGUCUCGCCAUGUCAACGACAUGACUGCCAUGGUCGUUACCUCCACCAAACAUGGGCAGAGGAGGCUCUCUGACGAAGGUAUCAUGGACUUCUCUGGCAUGUCUCUGAUCAAGCUGAAAAAAGAAGAGAUGGAAGCUCAGGUGAAAGUGCUGCAGCUAGAGAGCCAGCUGGAGCAUGAGCGAGUCCGUCUGGGCGAGCUGAGGAAGAGACACUAUGAGCUCAACGGCUCCAGCGCCGACGCCGAGGAUGGACUGGACAGCUUCCCUCCACCGCCACCACCCACUCUGCUUGACUCCUCACCUGUACCUCCAUCCUUCUCACAGACACAGCCUUACCUGAACACCCAGAGUUUUACAAACACCAACCCGUUCACGCCGGCUCCAUCAGUCUCGCUGCCUCAGACUUACACUCCGACACCGACCCAAUCAUACACACCUCCUCAAAGCUACACCCCCUCCAGCAGCUACACCCCUCCUCAAACCUACACACCCUCCCAGCCGUACAUCCCUUCUCAGCCUUAUGUCCCACCUCAGCAGUACACACCGAAUUUAUCACAAAAUUACUUAACCCCUCAGUCAUACUCACUGUCACAACCUUCCUCAAACACAUCCAGCCACACCCAAGCUCAGUCUUCACCACAGGCCAACCCCCAGAGCAGCUCCCACAGCCCCAAACUGUCCAUAAGAAAACCCAACAUCUUCACCAAAUCUGGGAACUUGCUUAAGAAUGCGUUCAAACGAGGUGAAACUGGAUCAGGGGAAUCUUGAAGCCUGAUUGCAGAGAAUCUGACAUCUUACCAAAACUCACUGGAACUACAAAUAACCUUUAUUAAUGUUAGAAACACUGCCAUAAAGCCUAUCUUACCUGUAA